Molecule: messenger RNA, 590 nt
Organism: Schistocerca gregaria
Lineage: Eukaryota; Metazoa; Arthropoda; Insecta; Orthoptera; Acrididae
Exons: 5
Coding region: 88-483 (131 amino acids)
Source: RefSeq, a predicted model, not a curated record
CGUGACAAUUCUGCUAAGUAUAAAAAACUAAACACUAUUUAUGGGAAAAGUGACCAAGGUGUUUACCCCCAUAAAAUUGCUGUAAAAAUGCUGAAGGAAAUACUUGUGAUGUUUUUCAUCCCAUUCAUUGUUACUGGGACUGAAGAAGGAGCUUGUGAAUGUGCAGCCUUUCUGUCACAGGAUUCUGUGGAAGAAACACCACUUACAGUUCAUUCGACAAGAUUUAAAGCAAGCUGUGAUGCUACAGGAUCAUUAACUUGCAAAAACAUUUGUUUAUUUCUUACCUUGCAAGCAGGAAAUACUACAUCUACUGUCCUGUGCCAGUCUUUGAAGAGUGAUCCCAUUAGGGCAAACCUUGAAAGUGUGAAGCCAUCAUUAUUUUCUCGUCCGUGCGUGAAAAAUCCAUGGGAAUACACAGGAAUGACGAGUCCUACACCGGUCUGUUGCCAUGAAGGAAGAGUGGUUGAAUGUGUUAAUGUUUAAGGGAGCAAUCUGUAAACAAUUUCAUUGUAAAUAAGUGUUUCCUCGUAGUUUCUGUAAAUGUUAAUGUUAAAUGUAAACCACUAGAUUAUUAAACAAUGUAUGGAUUA